Messenger RNA from Suillus discolor, 1693 nucleotides. RefSeq lists its product as uncharacterized. Lineage: Eukaryota; Fungi; Basidiomycota; Agaricomycetes; Boletales; Suillaceae. The record is from RefSeq and is a predicted model, not a curated record. Bases 221 to 1693 code for a protein of 490 amino acids. The transcript has 2 exons.
GGACGUUAUGUCAAAGAUAAUGCUCUGCUCCGCGAGGUCACAGUAAAGUCGAGUCGAGGCUCGUCUGCUGUUACACGCUAUUACUAACUCACAAUAUUAUAUAUUGCUCUAUGCCGAGAAUGUUGGAACUUCAUUUGGGAUACCACCUUGUCUGCACGCUGCGACAGCGAUUCACCAUAGUCCGAACACCCACUGGCAGUUCAACUUGAAGUUGUGUCACAUGCCCGCAGACAAGAACCAGACGUUCUCAGAUCUCACUUUCAAGUUCUUCGACCCAGCUUCAAACGGUUUGGUUGCCGGGAUCGCCGCGCCUCCCAAACCCAAGAGACCAAAAAAACCCCUCAAAAUUUUAGAGAGAGGCGGGUUUCUGCAUUAUGUCCCUAAUGUUUCCGAGCCAGGCUCGAGUGAUGGUCAUGGUAGCCUGCCAGAGCCGUCAUAUGCUCACCCACUGACAUACCAACUUGCAUCGUUCCAACCUCCUCCACCUCCACCUCCACCUCCAUCUCCACCUUCACCUCUACCACCACCACCACCACCACUACCACCUUCACCUCUACCACCACCACCAUCAUCUUUACCUCUACCACCACCACCAUCGCCACCACCAUCACCGCCUCCACCGGAGUCUAGCACGGAGUUAGAUGACCAACCAUCUCGAGACCUCGCUGGUUCACCCAUCAUCGGCCGUUUGCACGCAAUCCCGAACUGGGACGCCACAAGCACUUACAGCGCAGAGUCAGAUGACGAACUUGAAUCGUCUCUGAUGGACGUGGAGUGGGGCAACUUGGAGGACAACCAUCGAAAGUUAAACCCUGUGUGGCCUGAGAGUAUUGCACAAUCGCUCCCCCCCAAACUCCGAACGUGUCUGCUCUCACGUCCAGUUUGCGCUCAGCGCCUACAAGGCAGCCAAAGUCAAGCUCAAUCACGUGGGAAUGAUGAGAGAGUUCACUCCAAUCACUCCAUCAGCGAUCAAUCUUCCCUUUUUGGCGACGACGAGACAGGCCACACCAUCGGCGGAAAGUCUUCCCUUUUGGGGGGCUCGGAUGAGACGAACCGCACCAUCAACAAAACGCCGAUACCUGCAAGUUUGCCGCGGGACCGCACAGUGUUGCCUAAUGUCGGAUUGCAGCCUCCUGCAGGGCAGCAUUAUACUUGGACUCCCUCUAAUGUCGGGCUACAGCAUCCCGGGGUCCAGCAUGAUGCUCGGAUGUCCUCUAGUGUCGGGUUCCAGCCUCCUACGGGGCGGCAUCAUGCUUGGAUACCCUCUACUACCGGGAUGCAACAUCCCGGGGUCCAGCAUGAUACUCGGAUGCCCUCCAAUGUCGGGCUACAGCAUCCUGGGGUCCAGCAUGAUACUCGGGUGCCCUAUAGUGUCGGGGUCCAACCUCCUGCGGGGCAGCAUCAUGUUCGCACUCCCUCUGAUAUCGGGCUACAGCAUCCCAAGGUCCAGCAUGAUGCUCGGAUGCCCUCUGGCGUCGCGUUCCAGCCUCUCGCUGGGUGGCAUAAUCAUCGGAUGCCGCCGGCCGCCGGCAUGAUCAUAUUGCUGCCUUCAAACAUGACAUAUCCCCAUGCCACGUUUCCGCGAAACACUCAAGUAUAUCCAUCUGCCAAUGCUUCCACAGCCUCACCCCCGAGCACGUCAUCGCGCAGGCAUGGUGCAUGCAUACUGGGGACGAAGAAGGGCCGAAAAUGA